Messenger RNA from Porites lobata, 5605 nucleotides. NCBI's taxonomy places the organism in Eukaryota, Metazoa, Cnidaria, Anthozoa, Scleractinia, Poritidae. The record is from the annotation of a GenBank genome assembly.
AUGUCUAAACACCGCAAUGCUGGUCUCACCCCAUUUCAAACAGUUCCAAUGUUUUCACAGAAAUGUCAGCGGUUUCGCUUCGAGCAUCCUUUCACUUCCAUGAUUGCCGGAAUGACUGGCUCCGGAAAAACGGCCUGGGUUCGAUUUCUAUUGCAACAAGCUUCAGAGACCAUUUACAAUCCCCCGGAGAGGAUCGUUUGGUGUUAUUCACAAUGGGAGCCUGCAUAUACACAAAUGUUAGUCGCCAUGCAACACAUUGAAUUCGUCGAGGGAAUUCCCUUAUAUACCAUGUACCAUAUAGCGACGCAUUACAUCAAGCCAACUUGGAGACGCUCUCUCGACGCAGACAGUCUAUCACAACUAAGCUUUUUGAUUCCAUCACUUGUAACUCAGACCAUAAACUACAUGAGCUCUUGCCACCUCGCAUGAGGAUCCGCAAGACUUAGAGACCGGCGAAGUCGGUCAUCUGAAAUGACCGAUUGCGCAAUGUAAAACAAAAGACGUGUUGACAACUCAUAGAAUACGAUCCUCUCUAAAUCAUCACGACUGAAUGUUUCAUUUUAUUUACAACUCAUCGUUUGACAACUUAACCAAAUUAAUUAGAAAUUUGAUUCAUUGCACUCAAUGGAAACACAGAAAAAAACUCGUGGGACCUUUCAAAGCAAGCCGCGACAAACGGCGAGUAAAACGCGUGAACAAUUUGGCGUGUGAGCUGCAAAUGCCGAGUUAAAAACUAUUUUUCUUGUGAGUGAAAUAUUUGGCUAAAAGCGAGGAAAACUAAAUGCACGCCGUAACAAUUAUUCCGAAACCAAAUCUUACAUAGAAUUCUUUAGUCAGUUUGCGAAGGUUAACGCAAAAUUUAAUAGUACAAUAUUUAUUUUGCCAACGGAAGGCCUCGUUGCUUGAACGACUAUAAACUGCGAGCAGUCUAUUAUUUUCCUUUACAAAGCCGCGAACUGCUAAAUGCGGGCGUCUCGACCUUCACUGAUUUCACUGAAAAGCUUUGGCCGAGAACGGAAAGCGCGGGCAUGGAAAGUCUCUGGCACCCAGGGUAAAUUCUCUAUUCUAAAGUUGUUGUUUACAAUCUCGCUAGCUGGAAUAAGAACUAAACAGAUUUUAAGAGAAAAGGCGGGCUGCAAACAGUCUAGAAAGACUUUCUUAAAUGUUUGAAAUAAACACGACUUAAAAACUCGUAAUGUUGUGAGACGUGACCUUAGAGUUUGCUUGAACAACAGGGGUUUUCCUUCUUUCCCUCGUCGCGCGUUGGUCACCAAUGCCGCACAUCGAGCGUUCUAAAAUUGUAUUUUUUCCGCCGCACUGAGACUUACAUUUAGCGGUCAUGAAAAUGGUCUAUGCAAAAAAAGGGGGCCUGCAAGCAGUCUAGAAAAAAUCUCUUAAUUGUUUGAAAUAAACACGACUUAUAAACUAGUAAUAAUGUGAGACGUGACCUUAGAGGUCCUUAGAGUCUGCUUGAACAACAGGGGUUUUCUUUGUCGCGCGUUGGUCACUAUGCCGCGCGUGGAGCGUUCUAAACUUUCUACUAAGCGAAUCUUAUUUUUUUCCGCGACAUACAUUUCGAGGUCAAGAAGAUGGUCCAUGUACAUUGGGUAAUUAUUUUCUAAAAAUAAAGAUUUUAGUUUCUUUUGUAUUUUCUCAAGAUCAUUUUUAGACGCUGAUGCAGUCCAUUAAGUUUUUCUUGGAACAAGUGAGUCUUUGAACUGGAGCGCCAUUUUUUUCUGUAGGUAUUAAAGUAUUAUGCCUGCCAAGAUUGCUUAAUAUUAGAUUUCAAAAGUUUCUACAUUUUUAAAUCUUUAUGAUAUGAGUUUUCAUAUCAGCGAAAAGCUUUUAGACACAUAAACGUAUAAAGUUUAUGGUGCCUCCGGUUGAUUUUUUGCUCUUCAAGGGCUAUUGCUUGAACAAAGCCUUCUGGAGCAUCUAAAGGUUGUUAGUUGUUAAAAUGAUAAUACUAGGUUAAUAAAUACAUGUUUCAAUACUAAGGAAAACUAUUCACUUGUUCAUUCCCCUGCAGUUUAAGGCAAAACGCAAUAGAAUCCAGCCAUAUCCUAAAUGCACAGAAAAAGAUACAAAACUCAACAGAAAGGACAAAUAGAAUAGCAUAGAGUUCAUGCCAUUAUCAAUAACAACCCUUUAUGAUCCAGUGUAACUGCAAACAACAAUAUUUUCUAAAUGACCGAUUGUCAGUAAGAGAAGUAAAAUGUCAAAAACCCAUUCCCAAAACCUACUCACUUAAGAUGACCAUUAGAUAAGUUUACAGGUGAAUUAAAAAUGUGAUGAAUUUCUAACUCACAGAAACACGGGCGACACACUUAGUGUUCUGUUGCAUUUCACAAUUUGCACUUAAGGAGUCGCAGAUCAUCAUGGCAUUAUCAAAAACCUACUCACUCAAGAUGACUAUUAGAUAAGUUUGCAGGUGAAUUAAUAAUGCCAUGAAUUUCAAACUCACAGAAACACGGGCGACACACCUAGUGUUCUGUUGCAUUUCACAAUUUGCACUUAGGAGUCGCAGAACAUCAUGGCAUUAUUAAAAACCUACUCACUCAAGAUGACUAUUAGAUAAGUUUGCAGGUGAAUUAAUAAUGCCAUGAAUUUCUAACUCACAGAAACACGGGCGACACACCUAGUGUUCUGUUGCAUUUCACAAUUUGCACUUAGGAGUCGCAGAACAUCAUGGCAUUAUCAAAAACCUACUCACUCAAGAUGACUAUUAGAUAAGUUUGCAGGUGAAUUAAUAAUGCCAUGAAUUUCUAACUCACAGAAGCACCGGUGACACACCUAGUGUUCUGUUGCAUUUCACAAUUUGCACUUAGGAGUCGCAGAUCAUCAUGGCAUUAUCAAAAACCUACUCACUCAAGAUGACUAUUAGAUAAGUUUGCAGGUGAAUUAAUAAUGCCAUGAAUUUCUAACUCACAGAAACACGGGCGACACACCUAGUGUUCUGUUGCAUUUCACAAUUUGCACUUAGGAGUCGCAGAACAUCAUGGCAUUAUCAAAAACCUACUCACUCAAGAUGACUAUUAGAUAAGUUUGCAGGUGAAUUAAUAAUGCCAUGAAUUUCAAACUCACAGAAACACGGGCGACACACCUAGUGUUCUGUUGCAUUUCACAAUUUGCACUUAGGAGUCACAGAUCAUCAUGGCAUUAUCAAAAACCUACUCACUCAAGAUGACUAUUAGAUAAGUUUGCAGGUGAAUUAAUAAUGCCAUGAAUUUCUAACUCACAGAAGCACGGGCGACACACCUAGUGUUCUGUUGCAUUUCACAAUUUGCACUUAGGAGUCGCAGAUCAUCAUGGCAGUAUCAAAAACCUACUCACUCAAGAUGACUAUUAGAUAAGUUUGCAGGUGAAUUAAUAAUGCCAUGAAUUUCUAACUCACAGAAACACAGGCGACACACCUAGUGUUCUGUUGCAUUUCACAAUUUGCGCUUAGGAGUCGCAGAACAUCAUGGCAGUAUCAAACACCCACUCUUGAAUACAUACAGAUCGAUGAAAAAGAAGAAUUUCUUCUUAAAGUUAAAUGUUGCCCUUUAAACAAACAUAAUUGUAGUGUUUUCUGUCAAAAAAAUUUCACUUUUCUUUAAGACCUCUGAAUGCCUAAUCACAUUUGCAAAACAGUUUAUGAGAUCAGCCUUUAUGAAAAAAAAAACAUUAUUAGCCAUUGAAAAGUGACAGGAAUUGAAGUGAAAGGAGAAAAAAAUGAAUUUAAAUAAGGGAGAAACAAUGGGCUUCAAAAAUUAUGUCCCACCAUAAUUACAAGAAAAUGAUAUUUCAACAAACAAUAAACCGGUUAACUGACCUCAUUUCUCACAAUUUGCUAUGCAAGUUGGUAUACUGACUUUGUUAUUUAAUAAAAGCGAGUCAUACCCAUUGUUACUUGGUUGUUUCCUGAGUGAAGGAUGUGUACAGAGAUUUUGGAUUGGCGGGCUAUUUUGGGGAAUUGGCGGGCUAUUCGAUUUUGGCGCCAAUGGACAGAACCCUUGAAUCAAAAUGAACUGAUCCAGUCCACCAGCUCUUGAAAUCCGCUUCUAGAAACAUGAUUUAGCUAAGGGACUUGUGGCGAAUGAUAUCGAGCGACAGCGGACCAAAAAGCCCCUCCAUCGACGGCACGGAGAACCAACUCAUACAAGCAAGAACGCCAUCUUGUCAGACUGCUUAAAUUCCUCGCUAAAACUCUUGACUGAAUCGGAGGAGCCGAACAUGCAUAGCUUUCCAUUACAUAGGCUGGAAUUCAAAGCAAUGAUACCAAGUCUUUUCGGUAUCCAGCGAAGGAGAAAAAAAACCGGCGCAAUAGAAUAGACGAGGAUCGUCACACAUGUACACCGCCAUCACUCGUGGCUCUCACUCUCAGGAAUCUUCUGACAAAGUAUCGUGGCAGAUCUAGCGCGAUAUACCAAAAGCAUACCAUAUAAAGUAAAAUCCAAUUAAUUCCAUUGUAGGAUGGGUUAUACUUUUACUUGCACAAUCCUUUUUUCGACUUGCUGAUUUGUUUCUUUGUUUUGACAUUACGACGCAUAAAUAAAGACUGCAGGCAACCGCAUGCCUAAAAAGCGGCUCAAUAUUUACACUCGACUCCGUGUCGUCGCUACAGAUCGGCUAUCGUGAGAUAGCACCGGCCAGUCGCAAUAGGCAAAAUCUUGUUUAGCCUUGAAGCAUUUCAGUUUGAAAGGGAAAAUAUAUUUUUGAAAAGACAAUUCGUUCUUCCGCUUUAUUUCCUGAUCAUUGCUGUUCGCGCGUCCUGGCGCGUGGAUUCCUCGUGCUGAAAUCUGGCAAAAAAUUAUCUAGAACGCAACUUGAAGGUUUUGCAAGGCAUACACUUUACUAUAAGCAAAAUUGUUUUAAGUUUGCUUUAUUUUAAUUUUUAUAAUGGAUAGCGUUGUAUUUUCAUCUGGUUUUUACUAUCUUGAACGCGUUCUGAGCUUUCAAAAGGAUUACUACUGUAGUGGCAUAUGACAGGGUUGACACCUUAUCGGAUUACGUUUUUUGGCCAGAAAUUAACGUGCUAAUUAAAUUCCCACAGCAGGAAAUUCUCUUGUCACCUUUUGAAAACAAAGCGUCCGUAGCAACUAAGAAAUCAUGCUGAUCGCAAAAAAAAGUCGCUUGCGGAUCCUCAUGAACAAUUGUGAAUCCAAUUUAAGACGAAAGAGGAAUUUUAAUGUCCCUCUGGCUAAGACGAAGAGACUUAGAACACAUUUCUAUAUAGCAACUGUAAUUAAAUUUUUAGCUACAUAUGUGUACAUUUUUCUUAUAUUUUUCUCAUAUUUUUAUUAGAUUUUAUUAUUGUAACGAUUAAUCUAAUUCAGCUUUUGGCUGCGAUUUUAAUCAGAAUUAACUACCUAUCUAUCUAUCUAUCUAUCUAUCUAUCUAACUAUCUAUCUGUCUGUCUGUCUGUCUGUCUGUCUGUCUGUCUGUCUAUCUAUCUAUCCAUCGAAUUCCUACGGCUUUGGAGCAGGAUUCCUAUUUUGAUGUGAACAAACGGAAUUUGAUCGUGUUUGAUGAUCAGAUGACUGACGCCAGUAAAGACAAGCGAAUUGUGAACCUCUUUACUCGUGGUUCUCAUUAUCGCAAUCUGAGCGUGAUUUAUAUCGUG